AUGUAAUAAGAUAAAGAAAUUGAUUUUAUAAGAAGAAAAUAUUGGUGGCAUUUAUUUGUGUUAUUUUUGACAUUUUCAAUGGUUGCCUUGAUUCUUGAAUCAGAUAUCAGAUGUAUAACAAGUGAAUUAGAUCUCAAUUAACUGAUUUGUACAAUACUAGAACUUAUUUUUUGCCUUUUAGUCUUUAUUUUGACUUGCAUGGAAUUAAGAUACUUUUAUAAAGUAAAAAAUGACAAUUUUAGUUUUACAUACUCAUCUAUAAUAUCAUAAGGAUGUUUGAAGGUUAUAAUUGUCUGCUUAAGUAUAAUUUAUUUGACCAAUCUCAUAAUUGAACUUAUUUAUGACGUUUAAUUGACGAGUAAUUAAAGACACCGUUGUCAUUACUUUGGUUUCACAAAUCAAAUAUUGUAAUUUGUCAUUUCUGGAAUCAUUUUGAUUUGUUAACUAGUUAUGAUGUUUGUUCCAUAUAAAAUCUUAAAAACAUUAAUCUUGCUAUCUAAUUAGAAACAAUACUUGUUUGAAGAUAUUCUUAUAAGUGACUUAGAAGGUGACUUUGAAGACAUAACAGCUAAUAAUGGCAACUAUUGUAUUAUUAAAACUCAAAAAAAAACCAUAAAAUGUGUACUCCAUCCCUUCUUCUCAGCUAAAUAAAUAAAUAUGCAAAUUAUGCACUUCCAAAAUCAAAAAUAAACAGCUUAUUACAAGGCUUUCAUGUUCACAUAUAUUUCAUAAUUAAUGUUUUUAGAAAUAUGCUCAAAGUACUAUGAGUAAAAAAUCUUUCGUUUUAACUUGUUCCAUAUGCGAUUAAGGUGUAAAUUAUGA
Molecule: messenger RNA, 822 nt
Organism: Paramecium tetraurelia
Lineage: Eukaryota; Ciliophora; Oligohymenophorea; Peniculida; Parameciidae
Exons: 2
Source: RefSeq, a predicted model, not a curated record